CGGGCGCCAUCUUCUUUUCCUAGUGUAUUGUUUUGAGACGUGCUCAUGUAAACCGUUCCGUCGAAAAUAUUUAUUCUAAAAUAAUUAUUCAUUUUGUUAGGUUAAAACUAUCUUGCGGUUGCAUUUUUAGUGUACGUAUUUAUUGACAAUAGUAUGUGAGAUUGCGUACUUUUUAUUUAAUAAUAUAACAACACAAACAAACCAGCUUGUUUCCUUGACCUGCACCGCUUGUUUGUGUACCUUUUUAAGUUUUUAUCUUGGAAUCUUGGCGCAGUCAGUGAGAAUCCCGCUCACUAUCGUCUACCGUCAACUUAGUAGAACUCUAGUCUAAUUCAUAUUUAUUAUAAAUCAAUCAAGUCCUUGAUAAAAAUCAUUGUGUCAAAGGCAUGCUGAAUCACUCCUCAAUCCUGGAAUAGUUUCACUAUCAACAAGAAUCAAUUUCAAGAGGAAUUUGUAAAAAAUCAAGCAGCAUUAAAAAAAAUCAAGCAGCAUAAUACAGUUUUUCCUCAUUUUUUGUAUCAAGGCCAACCCGAAGUUCUGAAAUAAAUUUUAAAAAGCUGGUGUGAACUAUUAUAGCAGAAAUAUUUUAAAAACCUGUGACAUUAUCCAAAAAAGGCUUGAAAAGAACUUUUUUAAAAAUGCAUUAAUCCUGCUCCAUUACGAUUCCAUAUGCUGAAAUACAUUCAUAAUAGUCAUGUGAAGUUCGUUUAAAACAUUAUCAAUCCACUAUAUUGAUUAGUCCUUCAAUUUUCUUUAAAGACUACAUCAAUCAUUAAAAAGAUGCAGUAUUAGAAAAUAAAACAAGCAAGGAGGCUUGUGCCUGGACCGCAGCUCACAGUAUAGAAAAUAACAGUACCUAUAGAGGCUCGGCAGGAUAAAGUGAUGCAAGCAUUGAUUUAAAUUGAACCAUCCAACGCUUACGAAGCUGGCAGCAAUUUUCAAAAUGGACAUGUCUUAGCAGAGUAAAUUUUAAUAAUUUAAGAUAUGUUAUUCUACAGGUCUCAAUUCAAUGUAAAUAAUCUGCUUAAGAAAAUUUAAAAGUGAAUAUUUAUGUAAAUUAUCACCCAUUUCAAGUGCCUUAGAUCUCAAGUGUUUGAAAGGAUUUUUAUUUCUCAAAUCAUUAACCCCAAGCCACCAACAUUCUGUAAGCUGGACACAUUUUUUGCUUGUGGAUGUGAUUGUAAAAAGGUGAAUAAUGUGCUUGUGAUUGGAAUUUUAUAAAGUGAUGGCUGAAAGCAAUGUGCCCAAGCAGGAUUUCGCACCACCAUGGCUUAAGUUUCCAACCACAGAUUCUUCAAAAUCUCAAAGUCAAAAGCUAAGUAAUUACCAGGGUGAAAGAAAUCGACAGCGUAGAGAAGAUCCAUAUCAUCCACGAUCUGAUUAUAAUAGACUUCAUAGACAAACUUCAUUUGAUUUUCAUGAUUCUAAACGCUAUCCUCCAAGCCAAGGAAAAUAUCGCCACCAUUCUGUGGAUGAUGAUUAUUAUGGAUAUCCCUAUAAUUAUGGGUACUAUGCACCUAAUUACAAUUAUGAAAAAUACAGUAUGCAAUACAGCUCACAGCCUUCUCUAGCCCGUCAAGGUAGUCGUGAUACGAAGUAUAAUCCUGGUAGAUUUCCUCAGGUGAAUGGUGCAGAUUUUAGUCCUCAUUACGAGCUUUAUGAACCCCCUUACUACCAUCAAGGUCCUCAUAAGCGUAGUCAUUAUGACAAAGACUAUCAUAAAGAUACUAGAGAUGAUGAUGGGAAAAACAAAAAUAAAGGAAAUGAGAGAGACCGACCUUUCACUGAUGAUUUUCCCUCCCUUGUUGGUUCUGGUGAAACUGUGACAGAAGUGAAACCAACUAAACCUGCAUCUGGAGUUUGGGAGAACCCCCCUAAGCCUAAUAGAAAUGAGGAAUCUCCUGAUUUGUUAAAGAAUACAUCACCUGGAAUCUACAAGGCAUUAGUUCCCAGUAAAAAUGGUCAAGUAAAAAAGAAUGGUCGUGAGCCAGUUCGCAUGAAUGGCAGCAUUAGAGAUUCAUCACCACUUAGUCCUUCUAAUAAAACUAACCAUAAAGAGGUAACUCGUCAGAGCCCAACUCCAGAUCUGGCUAUUGUUACCCAGCCAAAAAAGCUUGGGGAUAAGAAAAGCGAUUUCCUUAGAGCAAUUAGAAAUGAGAGUAGCCCACGAAAUGGUGAUAGUUACCAAGACCAAAAUCAAAAUGCAAUUGACAAGAAACAGCCGGUGAAAGACUCUGAUGAGAGCCCAAUGAAUGAAGAAAUUACAUAUAGUCAAAUGAAUGGGAACCAUAUUGGUGAAAAUGAAAGUGGCAAACAUGGUGUUAAUAGUUCAUUAAAAGUUAAUGGGGAUUUUAGCAAGACAGUAAAUGGAGAAUCUUAUGGCAAUGGUGAAGCAUUAAUCAAUGAGGUGGAUCACAUUAAUUUAUCUGGAGAAGAGGAAGAAAAGAGGUUACUUUUGUCUAUGGGCUGGGUGGAGGAAGACAACACUGAGUAUGUUAUUACAGAUGAUGAGAUUAGAGAGUUCCAACAUAGGCUAAAAAAUCACUGCAAUGGUCAGAAAAAUGGACUGAAAACAACUUUGCGUAAUGCACUCAACUUCAAACCAGAGAAUAACUUCACCAAUGGUCUGCUAAACGCUACUCUUAAUGAAUCAGAAGAAAAUGAUAAAAACAAGACCUUGUGAUACCCAGAGUUGCCAUUUCAACACUUCAUACAGUGGAAGAGAUGGGUUUAUUUUUUUAUUUAAAUUUAAGAUAUAUAUUAUUGAUCAGGUUUUAUUGUCAGAGAUCAAGAAGCCUGAAGUAUUCCAGAUGUUAAUUUAAUUUUUUUUUAUAUAGGAGAUAAAAAUCUAUGGACCAAGGAAAUGUAAAAUGUGUGGAUAAAAAAAAAAUACAAAUAAAUUUUGAAGGAAAAGGUUUUAAGUUUUUUUGUUUGAAUAUUUCUGUCUCAGUUGUUGCAGUGGCUAAUUUCUUUUAGAUUCCUGUGUGGUAUUGCCUGCAUGGUAGUUCAAUAUAUCUGCAGAAAAUUUGUUAAAAUCCAUUUUAUUAAAUGCCUACAUUUUAUUACAGAGUAACUUCAUUUUCAGAAUAUGCUUUGAAAGCACACAUUAAUUAUUGGGGCAAUAGAUAAGCAAAUCCAAAAAAAAAAUAUCCCUGGCUUUCUUUUGUUAAAUUAUCAUGUUAGUGAAUGUAUCUGUUAAAAUAGAGAAAUGUCUGAAAACACUGAUAUGCAGACUUUUUGUGUUUGAUUUUAAACGACAUUAUUCUUAAGCACCAUUUUUUUCUUGUCAACUUGUAAAUCUCAUUCAGAAGUGUUAAUAUUUUUAGUCCAGAAUGAUUGGUACUUCAUUAAGAGGUAGAGACUCUUUAAUAAUUUUGUUUGUGUACAUAUUAUUUCAAAAAACCCUUUUCAUAAUUUCCUAAUGUGAUGACACAUUGUAUAGAGUGCUGUAGCCAAUUAAUGCUACCUAAAUCAACUUUUUUAAAGUAAAUAUUUCCAUAGCUCUUAUAAUUGAGUGUUAUAAUGAAAGCUUUUUUAUUGUAAAUAAGUUAUUAAAAAAUUGUUUAUAGCAUGUGCAAGAUCUAGUUUUAAAAUAAAAUCCUUUUGUAAAAUUUACUUAAAAAUUUGUAAUCCAAAUGUUUACAUGUGUUUAAAUGAUUGUGACAAAACAUUUCUGAAUUACCGGUAUUUAAAAUUACAGAAACAGAUUAUUGCUUAUGUGACAUAACAAUAUUAAGCAUAUCAGUAGACCUUUUAAAAUUUUAUUGUUGAUUAGUAGUCUUUCUAAAGUUGUUCAUCUUUUUUAAAAAGUGUUGAAUAGAUAUUUUCUUCUAUAUAUUACAUGCUUGCAAACUUUCUCUGACUAAAGUAUUUUAAUUUAAAAGUUAUAUAUGUGUAUACAUACACAUGUGCGGUACUUACAUCAUUCAGUGGUGGAUUUUAUUUAAACAAAUUCAGAAAAUGUAUUGGUGCUCACAAUACAUUCCAUGGUUUACUAAAAAAAACAAAGAAAUUGUGCAGUUGAAAUCAUAAUACAUACAAAUAAAACAUACCAGUAGGAGGCAGUUCUAAGACACAUUUUGAUUAGAAUAACGUGUAAAUGAAAUGUUUUCCUGUUUCAACAUAUUCAGUGCCUUCUUCACAACUUAAAUUCUAAAUGUAUGUAUUCUUUUCUUAAAUUAUUUCUUGCAUUAUCAUAUUUCACAGUAUGAAAAUGAUGAAAUGCACUCUCCACUUUCAAAGGCUACUUUCCCCCUCUGUUAAUAAAAUGGUGGCUAAGCAGGAAUAAAUACACAACGGUUGUUUUAAAAAAUUGUACUUUUCUGUAUUUCUUUACAUUUAAUUUUCUAUAAAUGCGAAUAUUUUAAAUAGAAGUCCAUACUAGUUGUAAUGGUGUAAAUACAUUUAAAAAAUUGAUUUAUUGUUCUAAUUCCAAAGCAUUGAUAUCUAAAUGGCAAUGAAGAUUUUAGAAUAACAAUUUAAAAAUUUGAGAUUUUUUUUCCCUUGUAACCGGAAUUACAUUACUCUGUGAACUGUUUUAAUUUUUCUAAAGUUUUAUUUGGAUUGGUUUGUUUUGCUUGUAGAACUUUCUUAUAGAAAUUUUUUUUUUUACAUUUUUCACUGGCUAUGGUUUACUUGCUAAAUUCACCCUUUAAAUUCAGUAAUAAGGUCUCACAGAUAACAGCUCAUUAAAAAAAAUUUAAUGUAUGAUCAUAAAAAUUAAAAUUUGUAUAAAAAUUUUAAACUUUGCUUUUUUUUUUAUUCAAACCCUUUUCAGGAUAUCUCAUUAAAAAAUUUUUUAUUGCCAGUGACUAAUAAUUUAUGCCUACUUUAUCAUUUGUUUUAAAAUUCUAAGCUCUUCAAUGAAAAGCAGUUGUUUCUUUUAAUUUCAUGUUCAUUAUUUUCAUAACUUUAACUUUAUUCUAUUUAACUUAUCAAUUUAAAAAACAAAUUUUGUGUGUGUGGAUAUAAUACUAAUUGACAUAAUAAUUCCAUUCAUCCUCCAAAAUCACAUCAGCAUAGCCACAAGUUUCAUCACUUGGAAUAAUAAAAUGUAACGAGUAAAAGAAAAUUAUUUUUGACUUCAGAUGAGAAUGAAGUUUUUUCUUUAGCUUAAAACUGAAAGCAUUUUUAAAAUAUAAUUUGUUACUAAAGAAACACUGUUUUCUUGUAUCAAAUUUGUAACGGUUAAUGUAUUUUUUGUUUAGUUUGCAGAAGCAGUUAAUUGCAAAGUAUUUUCAUGUGUGACAGGAUUGAAACAUACCAAUAAGUGACAAUUUGUAAAAGGUGUUGCUAAAUUAGAUGCACUUUGUUAUAUUCAGUAGCAUAAGAUUGGGUUUUUUGAAUAAUUAAAAAACAGAUGAAUGUAACUUAACCAAAUGAAUUAAGCUUAAUUUUAUGAAAUGAUCUUGAUUUUGCUUGUGUACCAAUUAAAAUUGUUGUUAGAUACAUUGUUACGUCAUUGAAAUUGCUGUUAUUAAAACUAAGCUUACCUUACAGAGUUAAGUUAUUCAAUACUGGUAGCUUUACAGAUUGAUUUAUUUCUUCAAGAGGUAUUUUGUUUUUAGAAUUCAACUUGUGUUUCUGGCACUAAUUUAUUUUAAACAAGUAUCAGGAAAACAAGUUGAGGAUAAUGUUAAAAUGUCAGGUAUUAAUGAAAAUGCUUAAAUCACAUACCUUAGUGUAAUUGUUCUAGACUUUCUCUGCUUAAAUGACAGUAACCCUAGCUCUGUUAUUUAAACCACAUUAAUGUACACAAUGUGUUGCAUCUAGUAUUUAAGUAUGGCUUGUAGUGGCUAAUAAUGCAUUGCUAAUCUUAAUAUAAAUAAUUUAUUCAGCUUGUGGCAUGACUAUAAGGUGAAACUACAAAGAACUGGCAGCUAUAUUUUUUAAUCAUUGUUUUCACCCUUAUUUCUUCCCCCGACCUACUCACUUUUAUUAUUUAACUCCUAUAAAGUUUUCAAAUGGAUUUCAUUAUAUUUAUAAAACCUUGAGUUUCUACUACAAUUAGCUUUGGAGCAGCUAGUGUUUUGAGCAUCAGAUGUAUACAUUCAUCCAUCCCUUGCAAAUGUAAAAUGCGUCAUUCAAUAGAGUUGAAUACACAUUUAUUAUUAAUGUUCAAUUUGGUCCAGAGUUGGGUUUUUUUUUUGUUUUGGUUUGCUUUUUUUUUUUUUUUUUAAUUAAAAUUUUGUGUUCAGUGUUAUGUUUCGCUUGUAUGCCAGUCUGAACAGAUGUCCAAAGAAGAACUAAAAGUCUAAAGGGUAUGCAUGCCAUUUUCAGUUAGUAUUCACUGGCUGCUGUUGUUUUUUUUUUUCUUCAUGUCUUACAUUCUAUGGUUUAGAGUGUUAAAUUGUUAUUUUUAAUGCAUAUUACAAUUGUUAAAAUAAUUAACAGACAUAGCAAAGUAACAUUUGCCCUGCUUUUGUUUUUCACUUCAUCGGGUUGGCCCCCUUUGAAUUGUCAUUGUUCGCUCAAAUGCUGUAUUGAAUAAAAAGAUGAGUCCUAAUGUACUUUUACUAUGAA
Physella acuta is the source of this 6522-nucleotide messenger RNA. RefSeq names its product vasculin. Lineage: Eukaryota; Metazoa; Mollusca; Gastropoda; Physidae. Gene Ontology annotation, cellular component: nucleus. Gene Ontology annotation, biological process: DNA-templated transcription; positive regulation of DNA-templated transcription. The record is from RefSeq and is a predicted model, not a curated record. Gene Ontology annotation, molecular function: DNA binding; RNA binding.